AAAGCAGGUUAGGAGAAUUAACGUAGCCGGUUAGGAUAAUUAGGUAAAAGGUUAGCUAAAAUGCACAAAAAAAAUAACUUUUGACUUUUAAUUUGAAUAAAAGCUGGAUCCUUUCUAAACAUUACGGUAUAUGUUCCGCGUUUAUAUGACAUCAUUAUACUGAGACUACCGGAAGAGACGUGGCAAAAUGUCCGCUUUUGGGAACGUUCGCAUUUUCUAGCUUAAGUUAUUUGUACCACCUUUUCCUUCAAACGAUAAAUCAUCGAGGAGAAAACUUGUGUGACAGCACGACAGACAGACCAUGGGUCUGUGCAAGUGUCCUAAGAGGAAGGUGACCAACUUGUUCUGCUUUGAACAUCGGGUGAAUGUGUGUGAGCAUUGCCUGGUCUCCAACCACAACAAGUGUAUAGUGCAGUCCUACCUCCAGUGGCUUCAGGAUAGUGAUUACAACCCUAACUGUCGACUGUGUAAUAACCCACUGAUCUCCCAGGAUACUGUCAGAUUGGUCUGCUAUGAUGUAUUCCACUGGGCCUGUCUUCAUCACCUGGCAGCCCGGUUGCCCCUACACACUGCUCCUGCAGGAUACCAGUGUCCCAGCUGCCAGGGUCCAGUAUUCCCCCCCUCCAACCUGGCCAGCCCAAUAGCUGACAUGCUGAGGGAACAGUUGUCCUUAGUCAACUGGGCCAGAGCUGGACUAGGCCUACCUCUGAUUGAAGAACCUGUAAAAGCUAUUCAAGACAGCACACAGGAUGUCACUGAUUAUGCCGACUGGUCCACGUUUGAUGCACCAGCAUUGGAGCCUACUGAAGCUUACCCCACCGACUCCUACGCCUCCCAACCACACCCAGGCCUCGCCCCUACUCCAGUUCCAAACACAGUUCAGGAAGAUCAUGGAAGUCUCCACAACAAAGGGGAGAUGGUGGCUCAUGAACAACACUCUUUGGUCAACAUGAUCACUGCAACCACCAGUGACACCAUCACCCUACACACAGCAUCAUCCCCAAGGAAGAUCUAUGACACUAGGGACUCCGGACACAGCUCUGUGACACAGAUCGACUUUGAUGACGACAAGUACCGGCGACGACCAGCACUCAGCUGGUUUGCACGGAUUCUCAAAAACCGGGCCGGUUCCAAGAGGACAGGCCUGUCCUGGAAGCAGAGGGUCUUCAUGCUCCUUCUGGUUGGAGUUCUGGGAUUCUUUACCUUGAUCAUCAUUAUGGCUAAACUGGGCCGUGCUUCAGCCGACUCCGACCCCAACUUAGACCCCCUACUAAACCCCAACAUCCGAGUGGGCAACAACUGACCAGCUCCAAGUCCUAGUGAGUGUUGAACAUAGGGCCGAUAUAGGCCAUCUAAGAUGGUGGGACCAGUAAAGGCAGAGAGCUACCUUCUCUCUCUCUCAGACAUGAAAGAAAAGAGGAUGCAUUUUGUCCUGGAAUUGAUGGCAACCUGACACCCUCCUUUGGGAUAGGCAGUUGCUUUUAGAGCUAUAUGUACAAUGAAUUUAUAUAUUUUGACCCACUCCACAUCAAAUGAGAUUGCAUUAUUGGAAUGAAUGGUGAUGGGGAAAACAGAUUUUCACCACAGAAAUACUGUAUUCUAUGACACAUGGCUUUUUGCAACAUCUGCUAAAACAGGCAUUUUUGAAGGGGGCGUCAAUAAGUUGCUCAAGUUAAUUGACAGAGUGAUGUUUGUGUUGAAUUGGAAGAAUGCUACACCUGACAUUCACAUACUACAUUGUAUGGUGAUUUAAAUGAGUCUGUAAAUAUAUAAAUUUAAUGAGAUGAUAGUGUGUUUUUGUGUUGAACUGGAAUAAAUGUUUAACCAAUUCUCAAAUUCUGUAUGCAAUAUACGUUCAUAUUUUGUGGAUAAACAAAAUGUACAACAGAUACUGUGAGGAUAUUCAAGUAGUGGUUAACCGAUUGGACAUUGGUCUUGGUUUAGCAUUAAAAUGGCACAUGCAGUCUUAAAUCUACAAGUGCCCUGUGCUCAGACACUUUGAUAGAGUGAUCUACUUUCUCCUGAAUUUGAAGUGUUAUGAAAGGUGUGUUGAUGGGACCUCUAAAAUAAGUACAGUGCAUUCGGACAGUAUUCAGACCCCUUAACUUAUGUUAGACUUAUUUUAAAAGGAUUAAAGUUUUUUUUUUUCUUCAAUCUACACACAAUACCCCAUAAUGACAAAGCCAAAACAAUAUGAAUAUGUAUUCAGACCCUUUACGCUGUAGUUUGAAGGGCCAUUGGCAUUGAUUACAGCCUUGAGUCUUCUUGGGUACAAGCUUGGCAGACCUGUAUUUGGGGAGUUUCUUCCAUUCAUCUCUGCAGGUCCUCUCAAGCUCUUUCCUGGUUGGAUGGGGGGUUGCUGCAUAGCUAGUUUCAGGUCUCUCCAGAGAUGUUUCAUCGGUCUGGGUUCUGGCUGGGCCACUCAAGGAUAUUCAGAGACUUGUCCCAAAGCCAGUCAUGCAUUGUCUUGGCUGUGUGCUUUGGGUCGUUGUCCUG
Molecule: messenger RNA, 2496 nt
Organism: Oncorhynchus gorbuscha (pink salmon)
Lineage: Eukaryota; Metazoa; Chordata; Actinopteri; Salmoniformes; Salmonidae
Product: zinc finger protein-like 1
Exons: 8
Coding region: 302-1303 (333 amino acids)
Cellular component (GO): Golgi apparatus
Source: RefSeq, a predicted model, not a curated record